AUGGCUGCCCUCUCGGCGCGCUUGGCGGCUGCGGUACGAAAGAUACACCCUGUAGACUGGAACAACCCCACCCACGCACUGGCCAAGCGCGAGCCCCGGCGCGGCGAGCGCGCCGUGCUGCGGGCGGUGGUGGCGACGCCGCAGGGCCCAUUGGUCGUGUACAACGCCCACCUGGAAGUGUUCUGCGGCCUGCUGGCCCGCAUAGCGCAGCUGAGCGACAUCUGGGCCGACGCUCGCCGCAUGGCUGACCGAGGCCUGCAGCACCAGGCCAUCCUAGGCGACCUCAACACCAUGGCGCACGGCAUCGCCCGCCUCUCCCGCCACUACUGCUGCGACCCUAUGCGCUACAGGAGCAUUGGGCUGGAUGAGGCCAUGGUGUGGUACCGCCAUGUGCUGCCAGUUACCGACCCACGCUACACAGCAGGCAGCAGUGAUGCCUCCAGCGCAUCCGUUGGGCCCGGAGCAGCCGCAGAGGCCGUGGCAGCAGCAGCGGCAGGCGCAGACGCAGCAGGAGCAGCGGCAGGAACAGGAUCAGGAGGAGAAACAGCUAUGCUGGAGGCAGCGGGCGUGGCGGGCAUACCCAUCAACCGGCAGCUGCUGGCCUGGGGGCUGGGCGAGGCGGUGGCGAGAGACGCGGUCAACCCCGGUUUUGCAGAUCCAUUUGACCCUUGCACAACCGUGACGCUCGACAAUCCUCAGUACCGGUGGUUUGGGCUGAGCCUGAUGAAGGGCAAGCUGGACUGGGUGCUGCUGCGGCGGCUGCGGGUGGCAGCGCAGGCGGUGGGCAACCACGGCUACGAGCUGUCGGAUCACAAGUGGCUGUCGGCUGACGUGGCGCUGGACUGA
Molecule: messenger RNA, 846 nt
Organism: Chlorella variabilis
Lineage: Eukaryota; Viridiplantae; Chlorophyta; Trebouxiophyceae; Chlorellales; Chlorellaceae
Exons: 6
Coding region: 1-846 (281 amino acids)
Source: RefSeq, a predicted model, not a curated record